Molecule: messenger RNA, 7911 nt
Organism: Brassicogethes aeneus
Lineage: Eukaryota; Metazoa; Arthropoda; Insecta; Coleoptera; Nitidulidae
Source: the annotation of a GenBank genome assembly
CAGAGGGUUUCUCUACUAUCGCAAUAAAUCCGCAGAAAUUUCUGUGAUUGAAUCCUCGUAAACUGGAGUGUUUCUGAAAUUUCUCUCGAAACAGGUGAUUUUGUUCUCUGUAGAGCACUUGUGAUAUCGAUAAUACAGUUGGUGCCCUGAAAUUUUGCCAAAAUAAUGUGUUCCAACUUCUAAGCAAUAUGUGGACUUUAUUAUUGUUCUGAACAGUCUUCCGAACUUGUGUUAAAUUGUUUGUUGAAAAGUUUUGAUUGCUGAACGAGUUGAUUGAGGGUGACGUUUAUUGAAAAAAAAAAACAGUGGGGAAUAUUGAGUUUUGUCAUUUGUAAUUGGCAAAUGACCAGGAUCUAACGUUACGGAAGUUUCAGGCGAGAAAAUACGUCUUAAUUUUAAUUUUUAUAAACACUGAAAGCAAGACACAUGAAGACAUGGACGAAGACAUAAUAGAGGAGAUUGAAAUCAUUGAGGAAGUGCAAGAUGAAAGCAUGACAUUCGACGACUCAUUUGACUCGAAGGCUGUGAUAUCCUCGUGGGCAGAAAAACUGCAUGAAGGUACUCUAUCAAAAGCCCACUUUGAGGAGUUCUGGAAGCAAUGGGUGUCAAAAAUAAUAAGCCCAUCAGUGUACGAAACCCACUUAUCAUGGAGCUACAGUGAUGAGGCCAUACAGAAAGUGUUGAUAAGCCCCCUGGAGGAGUUUAUUUUCGAUGGAGUGCCUUCAGAGGUUCUGAGCAAGCUGUUGAACGCGGAGAAGGCUCAAAGUGUGUGUGGGAGGGUUUUCAAGAUGGGGGAGCCCACAUACAGUUGCCGGGAGUGUGGUAUGGAUGGCACUUGCGUUCUUUGCGUGGAUUGUUUCAAGAAUUCCGCGCAUCGUUACCAUAAGUACCGCAUGGGGCAGUCCGGGGGCGGGGGGUGUUGCGACUGCGGGGACACUGAGGCGUGGAAAAAGGACCCUUUCUGCCAGAAACACUCGGUCGAUCAGGACGAGGAGGAUCGUUUGCCGGGGGACGUUUUGGGCAGAACCAGGGCGGUGUUCGACGCGGUUUUGUGGUACGCCUUCCGACUGCUCAACACGGAUUUGAUAUCCGACAUCCGUCUCGGCAGCAGCAGCGAGGAUUUUUAUUCCAUCGACAAUUACUGCACCAUACUGUACAACGACGAAGUGCACACUUUCGAGCAGGUCAUCACAACGCUCACGAGAGUUUUGAAGUGCACGCAACGCGUAGCCAUAGAGUAUGUUACGAACAUCGACAGAGAGGGCAGGAGCAUCGUGAAAUGCGCCAGCUUUCAAAACUGUUGCGAUUUGAAGGACGAAAUCGAGAAGUACACUUCUCGCCACGGCAGCAAACCCUUGAAGGUCUUGGUGAAUCACACCCACAUAAUCGGCAGGCAAAUGUUCGCCUUGAAGGUGUUAACUUGGCUGCAGACGUUCCUGGGGCACGGUAAAGAGUUCCGAGCCGUGUUCGCCGAGGUCAUAUUGAAACCGCAACCGAAUGAGCCCUGCCUUCUCAAAGGCAUCCUCGAACGGGACGCCGUGCUCUGGAAAAACGCUCGCUCGCACUGGCAUCGCUUGCUGAUAUCCGGAAUGCUGCUAGAGUACGAGAACAAAAAAGCCUUCGCGAAAAUUUUCACGAAAAACUACGGGCAAGUCGUGAAGGACUUCAUCAAGGACGACCACGACCACGCUUUCAGCAUUUCCUCGAUGUCCGUGCAACUUUUCACCGUGCCCACUUUAGCUCACCACCUGAUCGAACACGAGGACGUUUUUUACAUCCUCAUGAACACGCUUAUGUCCGAGUGCGGCAGAAAGUGCAACAAAAACGGGAAAUUGGAGUUCGAGAGGGCGCCACACGUCCCCAACCCCAGUUUUAAGCGAGCUCUCUACACCCUAUUCGAUCUACGAUACCUGUUGAGUUCCAUCCCGGAAGUGUGGACUGACGAGUUGAAGAAGAGGUUUCUACAUGGUCUGAGCAUGCUACUAAACUUAUUGGCCAUGAUGCAAGGUAUGGACGCAGCGACGCGUCAAGUGGGCCAACACAUGGAAUACGAGCCCGAGUGGGAAACGGGCUUUAACUUGCACAUAAAGUUGUCGCACUGCAUAUCGCUGGUGCUGCAGUGGUGCGCCACCGACGAAGUGGUGCUCGUAAAAGCGUACCGGGCUACCCUAAAAAAGCUGGAGGAAAGUCCGUGCUACGACCCGAACGAAGCCGGAAAAGUGCGAGAACUGGCCGAUCACGGCACUGCCUGUUUACAUUACGACGUGGCAACAAAACCCGUGUCGAUACACCUACCCCUGUCGAGGUUCCUGGCCGGGCUGUACGUGUACAUCGAGAAGUUCAAUUUGCACACCAAGGUCGAGUUUCAAGUGCCCAAACCCAGCCCGGUGCAGAUCAUAGAGCCGGUACUGCGCGCGCAGGUCAUGAUCGCGCAGGUGCACGCCGGCAUGUGGAGGAGGAACGGUUACGCUCUACUGAACACCUUAUUUUUCUACCACAACGUGAGAUGUCGCACCGAAAUGCUGGAUCGCGACAUAAACCUCCUGCAAGUGGGCGCUUCUCUCAUAGAGAGCAACGAGUUCCUGAUCCACGUCUUGAACAAGUGCAACCUGAUCAACUGGGCCAUGCCGAACUUCGAGGAGAAAAGCCUUAAGGCCCCCGAAGAGGACAGCGUGCGUCAAACCAUCAAUCUAGUCGAAGAAAUGCUGCACCUGCUGAUAAUAAUAAUCGGCGAACGAUUUGUUCCGGGUAUAGCCGACGUCACCGUCGAGGAGAGAAUCAAGAAAGAGUUGAUACAACAUCUGUGCAUACGCCCUUUGCCGCAUUCGGAGCUUAUUAAGUCGAUACCGGAGGAUUUGUGCCACGAUACCGCUCCGGACGAGUUGAUGCAGCAAGUCGCCACUUUUAAGAAGUCCGGGACCGGAAGUGGCACCUACGAGUUGAAGCCCGACUAUUUCGAGCAGUACAACAUAUUUUUCUAUCACUAUACAAGGGAAGAGCUGUCAAAAUCCGAAGAGUCGCAGCGUACGCGACGCAAAGCGGCCGGCCAAUUGGAAUGCUGCCCCCCGCCCAAACUCCUCAAAUUACGCCCGCCCUUCAUUAUGUUGGCCAACCUGCUGCAGUGCGACGUCAUGUUGUACUUGAUGGAAACCGUCUUGAAGCGUUGCAUCGACUUGCGGGCGCGAAGCUUCUCGGAGAGUCAGCUGCACAAGGUGCUGCACCUGAUAGGAUACGCGUUGCACGAGGAGCAGAGCCAGCACUACGAGUACUUCAGAUUCGUGGAAAACUCGCACAAGUUCAAGAUUUUCGCUUUGCUGGAGGAGCUGCUUAACUGCAGGAGAGUGGACGCGCACAAAGACCUGCUCAAGUGGACGAUCAACAAGUUCAAGGAGGUCGCGAAGCUUUCCACGAGCGAAGACAGCGCAGCCGGCAAGUCCACCGAUGGUCUUCCCGUAGCUGCAGCUGAUGGGGAGAAGGAAAGGCGCGCCAAGCUUGCAGCCGAAAGAAGGGCGAAGUUGAUGGCGCAGAUGACGGCUGCGCAGAACAAUUUCAUGAAGGAAAACGCCAAAUUGUUCAAGGAGAACAACAUGGAAGCCGCCAGCAGUAAUGCUACCAGCGCUACUUGCAUCGAUCCGGCGAUGGAGGUGUCGGAAUGCGACAAAAAACCGGUGGCUUUGGGGCCUUCGCAGUCGAGUCGGGCGGCUUCCGAUCUAAGCCACACGUGCAUUUUAUGCCAGGAGGAGGCCAAGGUGCGCCCGGACGGGCCCACGCUGGUUUUGGCCGCGUUCGUGCAGCAGGCCACGGUGCUGUGUCAGCACAAAAACAACGACUACCUGAUGGACGUGACCAAGCACGACCCGCUUUUCCUGCACGCUAAUCUGGGCCCCGCGCCGCACACCAGCACGUGCGGGCACGUGAUGCACGGCGACUGCUGGCGCAAGUACUUCGAGAAUAUAAUGCUGCGCGAGAAUCGCCGCCACAGAUUGCGCCACGCGAGCCACGCCAGCUUCGACGUGGAGAAGCAGGAGUUUCUCUGCCCGCUGUGCGAGUGUUUGAGUAAUACUAUAUUACCGCUGGUGCCGGCGUUGAGCGUCGUGCAACCCGACGUUAUUAAGAGUAGAGUGCCGUUCGAGACGUACAUAAGCGGGAUUAAAGCGGUGUUGAAGCGGAAAAAUAAGAUUUGCCACGGGAUUUUCAAGUGCAAUGUUUCGGAGGAGUGUAAGAAUAUUCACUGCGAGGCUUGCCACAACGCCACUAACGGCACGAGUUUAGAACCCGAUGUGUCGCCGGAGUGCGAGGCGAAUUGCACCUUUCAGCCGUACCAAGUGUAUUUAUCUUGCCCGGUCGAUAGUUUCGAUUCUAAUUCGGACGCCUUGCCGAAGGAUUUCGUGCAGUUGUUCGCCAAUACAGCCGUGUUGGAGCUCGAUACAGACAUACAGGAGAUGAUUCGGUUAUUCACGCAGGCCACUUACACCAAAGGCUUGAACGUGCACCCGCAUCCCUCGGACAGUCGUUUGGCCCCGAUGGCCUGGAAAUCGCUCGCGUAUACUAUUCAUUCGGUGGAAGUGCUUUUAAGGGAUUCCCAGAAACCGCUGCUGGGCCAUUUGUCGAGCAGGCAGCGGGAUUGCUUGGAGAACUUGGUGCGGCUCGUGGGGGUUUUGGGCGGCACCCUGCCGCCCAAAGGCGUCGUAAUCAGCAGUCAUUGCUUGGUGCUUCUUUCGAUUCUUUUCGAGCACGGCAACGAAGGCCCCUCGAUUCUCCAGUGGGAUUCCUUGGGGUUUUUGGUGUCUCUCACCUAUUCUUUGCCGAGCUUGUCCAGCAAGCAGCUACCGACGCCGUCGCCGACGGGGGGUACGCUGGAAAUGCACACGUUGCGGUUGAUUUUCGCGAGCCACAUCGUCAAAAUUUUGAUCUUGUUGGACUUGGAGUUGCUGGACGAUUCGAUGGACACCGACGAGUCGGAAGUUGACGGCGAUUAUACGGGGUUGAACGAGGUUCUACUGCUGAUGAAUAAAACCCCGGAGAAUCUCUCGCUCGCCUCUAUAUGGAACCAAGUGCAGUACGCUUGUUUGCCGUUCUUGCGUUGUUGCGUCCUUUUCUACCAUUAUUUAACGGACGUUGCUCCCCCGCGGGAGCUUACAGAACAAAACGGCGCCACCUUCGCGCACAUGUGCGAUUAUCUGGCGUUACCGCAGCAAACGUGGGAGAUUUUCUCGUCGCACGAAGUGAUGAGUUUGGCGGCGAAGUGGUGCCACCACGAGGAGGUGCAGCUGUACCUCAGCGGCACCCCUCUGCAGGUGGUGCACGAGCCGCUCCCCAUCAACAGAUUAAUCGAACUCCCGCCGGAUUACAGCGAGCUAAUCAACAUGGUCUCCUCGUUCGUGUGCCCGAACAGCGAGGAGGAUUCGCGAAACCCCACGAUGUGCUUGGUUUGCGGGGAGUUGCUCUGCUCGCAGAGCUACUGCUGCCAGACGGAGGUGCAGAAGACCAACGUGGGCGCGUGCAACUACCACGCGCACAAAUGCGGCGCCGGCGUCGGCAUCUUCCUCAGGGUCCGCGAGUGCGAGAUACUGUUCCUCGCGUCCCCUCUGAGAGGCUGUUUAGUCUCGUCGCCGUAUUUGGACGACUACGGCGAGACCGAUCAAGGAUUACGCCGAGGCAAUCCGUUGAGGCUCUGCCACGAGCGCUACCAGAAGCUGCAGACCCUGUGGCUGAAGCACAGCAUCCACGAGGAGAUUGCGAGGGCCAUCGAGAGCAGCAAUCACCCCGUCUCGAUGCAGUGGGCCCUCCUCUAGGAUUCCUUAUCGUGAUUGCCCGCCACUAACACGGCUUGUAUAGUUUAUUUUUAUUUUUAACGAGUGUUAAUAAGUGUAAUGCGCGACAUAACACGCAAAUUAUUCUGAACUGUGAUGAAUUGAGGAUUUCGGCGGAACGUUCAGCCUUUUUAACAAAAAAAAAAGUAUUUUACUGGAAGAUUUUAUUUUAUGUAUUUUAUAUAAUAUAGUUUUUAAAUUGAAAACCAAACAGGGCUAUUUAUUGCAUUAAUUAAUUGGUAAACGGUAUACUAGAAACAAGGACAUCAAAUUUUACACUGUACCUAUACCGCAAACCGUGGCUAGUUAUACAGGGCGUUUCAAAAAUAUGCGCCAGAUUCCACAUCAAAAACAAAAAGUUAAAAUAAACGAUUUUGUUCAAAUUUGGCAACGUUAUAUAUAAGCAUGUUGCCAACCUCUUAUCGGUAGAUUCCUUGGAAAUUUUCGGUAGAUGAUGAUAAAAUUUCGCUAGAUUUAAAUUUAUGUGUAAUUUUUAGUAAAAAAACACAGGUAAUAGAAAAAUAUAUAUUAAAAAUAAAAACAAUAACAUAAUAAUUUUAACAUAAAUUGAAUAUUUAUUAAGAGAAAUGUAACAAAAAAUGAUAAAAUUGUAAAAAGUACAACACAAAAAAAAUUAAUAAUAAACAUAAAUCAAGAGAACAAACGCCGUUAAAUUUUGCAGGAAGUUGAAUUUUCUGUACUUUACCAAUCAUCGGAAGACGAAAUAAACACUGGUGGCGCCAUCUCUACGUUUAUUAUCUAAAAACCGAUCCAACCUCACUUUCUCCCAAUUAAAUUAUUUUUUUAUGCUAUUUUUUGGAAACGUAGAAAAAGUAUAGUCUGAAACACAUUUGGAAUUGCAUAUUUCGCUCUCGUGAAACCGUCAAACUCGGCUUGUGUGACAAAUUUUUCACUCGAGGGUAAUAUGCCGUAUUCCAAACUUGUUACAGAUUAUACUAUUAUCGUUAAGUGAAGAAGUAUUAAUCAAUGCCAGAAUUGUAUAAUGGAAAUCUGCGAUACAAAUGAUGUCGGUAAAAAAAGGUUUUACCACAAAAAUAGAAAUCUGCAAUACCGUCUUAGUAUGCCUUUUGUACAAAUGAUGUCGGUAAAAAAAUUUUUAAUCACAUACUUAUUAGUUAUUUUCGCGGAGCUAAUCCCGAACUAAUUCCGGACAUCCUAGACAUGCGCUUUUUAAAAUUUGGGGUUCAAAAUGUAAAGUGCGCAUGACAAAUAUUAAAAUGCGCAUGCCUAGGAUGUCCGAACUAGUUCGGGAUUAGCACCGCAAAAACACCUAUUAUCUAAGUAUAAUAUUUUUAUGCAAUUUAAUCUAAAAAAGUUAUUUUUUUGGAUUAUUGCAAGAUUUUGAUUUUCGGUAGAAUAUUGAUGUCUAUCGGUAGAUCGGCAGAAUUUUUCAGAAAUCGGUAGAUCUACCGAAAAUUCGGUAGGGUUGGCAACACUAUAUACGUCAAAAAAUAAUACAAGGUUUGUUUAACUGAAAAAGGUGCAAAACAUUUUCAUGCAUAAUAUGGUUUUUAUUUUCCAGUCGAAAACCAGCAAAAAUACGAAACAACUCAAGGGACAAAAGUUGUAUUUUUAGCGUCUUAAUCAUAAAAAAAAAUGCCACUGGACAAUUCUAAUCCAAGCAAAAUUAGCUUCUAUCAGCAUAAACAACGUUGCCAAAUGUCAAAAAAAUCUGGCAAACAAGCAUUUCCGGACUUACGUUUAUGUGAACUUUUUGCUUGACGAAUCUACAUUGGCGCAUGUUUUUUGAACACCCGUGUAUUAUAUUUUUUUGAGAUUUUACCUUUUAGACUUUUUUCUUUGUAUCUAGAAUUUUUGUAAAUACUUGAACACAAUUUUUGAGCAUGGCAUCACACGUAAAACUUGUCUCUCUCAGAAAGACCAAUCAGUUCAACUAGAGCUACUCUUAUGUAUACCAACAUUUUUUUUAGUAGAAAAUGUGAAGAUAUUUCUGUUAUAUUGUAUUAAAAAUUGUAAUUUACUGUAAUUUACUGUAUUGAAAAAUCAAAUUAAUAUUUAUUCCAACAGGAUAAACCAACUGUUAAAUUAUACAUGUACAAAUAUAAUAAUGGCAGUU